CAUUGGCACGCGCAGUACAGCCAACUGAAUGCACGUACAGGCGAAGAAUGAAGAAGACGAGGAGGAAGAAGAAUGGCUCCCGUGGGAGAGGCCACCUCGCUCAUCGCCCAGCAUUCCGCGUCCGGCACAUCGAAACGCGCGGCGCCAGCCCCCUCCGAAGACGACAUCCGGCUGCCCUACGGCUUCGGCAGCUUCCAGUUGUUCAUCAUGUUCGGCACGAUCGUCGCCGGUGCCACGUUCACGCUGCACGACGAGAGCUUCCGAUUGACCGCGGGCGUUAUGGACCACUGGUGCCGACGACCGGCCGAGUUCGCCAACCUCAGCGUCGCCGACUGGAAGGAGAUGGCCAUCCCGCUGAACGAGGACGGGGUGUACAGCCACUGCGUUGUCCGCGACCCGCCCAACGGAGGCCUCCUGUCCCGCGUGGUUCCCUGCACGUCGUGGGAGUACGACCUCACCACGUACGGCAACAACAUCGUCUCCGAGUGGAACCUCGUGUGCGACCGCCGCUGGAUCGUCGACCUGGCGCGGGUCGCCUACUCGAUCGCCUGCAUCGCGUCCCUCGUCGUGUUCGGAGUCGCGGCCGACCACGUCGGUCGCCGGAUCAUCGUCUUCGUCGCUGUGCCCAUCGUGCUAGUAGCCGGGGUCGGCGGCAGCCUGCCCAAAGACCUGCACUUCUUCGUGGCCGUGCGUUGCGUGAUCUCGGCGGCCGCCAGCGCCCUGCUUCCGCCCCUUCUGGCGCUCAUGUACGAGGUGUCACCCACGAGAACGAUACCAGCCUACACCGUCGCAACCUGGGUCGUCACAAUCAUCAUGGUUCCCCCGACGCUAGCGGCUGCCCAGGCUGUCAAGGGGGGCUGGGCCGCCACCCAUCUCGUGGUCAUGCUUCCCACGUGCCUCCUGGUUGUCCUGUACUACACCAUAGAUGAGUCGCCCGCCUGGCUUCUGGUCCGCGGGAGGGUCGAGGAGGCCGAGCGCAUCGCGUCGCGAGCGGCCAGGAUGAACGGCCUGCCGGCCGGAAGGUGCGACCUUACGGGCGCGCAACGUUACCUGCAGGAACACGAAGAGAGAUCCCGCGACGACUCCGGCGGCGCCUGGCUCCUGUGUUCCGAGCGGCUCCGGAUGCGCACGACCCUGCUGAUGUUCUGCUGGACCGCACUGGCAUACUGCUACGUGAGCUUCAUCUUCAGCGACGAAAUAUUCGUCAGCGUUAUAGUGGUCAUCAUCGACAUGUUCCUGACCACCGGCGCUGCCAUCGUGGUGGCCCGGUGCGUUCCGCGCUACGGCUUUAAGCGCCUCGUGGUCGCCUCGGCGCUCCUCUUCGCCGUGAUGUCGACCGCGCUGUCCGCCGUCUACACGGACGAAGAGACCAUCUUGCGCAACGCGCUGCUGCUGGUCAUAAGAAUGGCGGGCAACGUGACGCUCAUGUUCUUCAUCACUCUGGCGGCCAACUGCUACUCCGUCGGCAUCCACUGUACGAGUCUGGGCGCCGGUCUUGCCUGCAGCCGUCUCGGCGACACCAUGGCGCAAAUGGUUCCCCGGAUUUUCCACGGGUUGCACGCCGAGGCGCAUCUAGCCAUCGCGUCCAUACUGAUGACGCUGUUCGCGGCCGCUACGCAGUUCCUGCCCGCGGAGUCGGACUGGAAACGACGCGCUUCACUCGUGUCCGCCAAGAGUGCUGUUAGCGAGGCCACUGGCGAGGAGCUGAGACAUAUGCUGCAGGACUCGCUGGUACCGCUGCCCAAGGCACCAUUGCGACCGCACCAUUCCAGCAGCAAGGGCGACAAAAAGCCACACCCACCCACGGAAUACGGCCCCUAUACUUGUAGUCGGCUUGCGGCGCGUGACGUUUAGCGCUCGGCUCACAUUUGAACGUGGCUUUGCUUUUCCUUUGAACUUUCUCAUGGACGAUUCUUAUUUACUUUGUUUUUAUGUAUUGCGAGAGAAUACGUUUGAAAUGAGAAACGCA
Molecule: messenger RNA, 1969 nt
Organism: Rhipicephalus sanguineus (brown dog tick)
Lineage: Eukaryota; Metazoa; Arthropoda; Arachnida; Ixodida; Ixodidae
Product: solute carrier family 22 member 7
Exons: 1
Coding region: 73-1854 (593 amino acids)
Biological process (GO): transmembrane transport
Cellular component (GO): membrane
Molecular function (GO): transmembrane transporter activity
Source: RefSeq, a predicted model, not a curated record